This is a messenger RNA of Penicillium diatomitis, 1092 nucleotides long. RefSeq names its product dual specificity phosphatase YVH1 (gene dspC). Gene Ontology annotation, biological process: protein dephosphorylation. The coding region runs from base 1 to 1092 and encodes 363 amino acids. Gene Ontology annotation, cellular component: nucleus. Gene Ontology annotation, molecular function: protein tyrosine/serine/threonine phosphatase activity. The record is from RefSeq and is a predicted model, not a curated record. The transcript is spliced from 4 exons. NCBI's taxonomy places the organism in Eukaryota, Fungi, Ascomycota, Eurotiomycetes, Eurotiales, Aspergillaceae.
AUGGCUAUGAACCAGAUUCCCGGCCAUAACAUCUACAUUGGGGGGAUCUUCUGUCUCAAGAACAAAGCUGCUCUGGCAAAAGCAGACAUUACUCAUGUUCUUUCUGUGUUGAGACUGAAUCCUUCGGAAGAGACGUUUGCCUCUUUCCAGCAUCUUUCAAUAGAUGCUGAUGAUGUUGAGGAUGAGAAUUUAUUGGAGCAUUUCCCUGCUGCCAUCAAGUUCAUUCAGGCUGGAUUGGACAGCGGCGGCGGUGUCUUGGUACAUUGUGCAAUGGGAAAAUCUCGGUCAGCAACGAUGUGUAUUGCCUACAUGAUGCACAAGCAGCCUGGUGCCCUCACACCGCAAACAGCUCUGGACAUCAUCAGGCAGUCUCGACCACUUUGUGAACCCAACGAGGGUUUCAUGCGACAACUGGAGCUCUACCAUGAGAUGGGCUGUCCAGACGAUGUCACAGAGAACCGGAUCUAUCAGCGCUGGCUGUAUCAUCGGGACGUGGAAGAGAGCGUUGCCUGUGGACGUGCUCCCGAACUCAAGUCUGUGCGCUUCGAGGAUGAACUGCCUGUGCAGCCCACGCCGAACGAUAGUGGUCGGUCCGCGGAGAUCAAGUGCCGCAAGUGCCGACGCACUCUCGCAACAACGCCAUUCAUCAUCGACCACAAGAAACACGAGAGGGGGCCGCAGCGCUACGCUAAACAACCAACCAGCACAGAAUGUGCUCAUGUUUUCUUGCAUCCCCUCAAAUGGAUGCGUCCCAGUCUCUUCCCUGGCUCGGUACAGCAAGGCUCCGAUCCGGACGCGGACUCGACGUACGACGAGUAUUCGGUCGAUGCUCCCUUAUCGGGGCGCCUCACGUGUCCUAACUCCGGCUGCGGUGCGAAUAUUGGUAAGUUUGCCUGGCAGGGCAUGCAAUGCAGUUGUGGCGGAUGGGUGGUGCCUGCGAUCGGGCUUGCCAAAGCCCGGGUGGAUAUUGCGAAUCGAGUCACUCCCGCAGCACGUGGAUCUGGCGGCCCGCCGGCAAUGGGCAUCCGUCUACCUCCGGGGAUGCGAUCAUCCGAAACUGGAGAGUCAGGCUCUGGACGUGGGAAUCUAUGA